Molecule: messenger RNA, 3115 nt
Organism: Alexandromys fortis (reed vole)
Lineage: Eukaryota; Metazoa; Chordata; Mammalia; Rodentia; Cricetidae
Gene: Rrm2
Product: ribonucleotide reductase regulatory subunit M2
Exons: 4
Coding region: 1227-2399 (390 amino acids)
Biological process (GO): deoxyribonucleotide biosynthetic process
Cellular component (GO): cytosol
Molecular function (GO): ribonucleoside-diphosphate reductase activity, thioredoxin disulfide as acceptor
Source: RefSeq, a predicted model, not a curated record
CCCCCGCGGGAGCUGGAGGGAGUCGGGAAGACCGGGUCAAGGUCAUCCUCAACUACGCGUGGAGUUUGAGGCCAGUCUAGGAUACUAAGAUGGCUUUAUUUUAAAGGGGGUUGGGGGAGACCAGUUGUUUUGGGGCUGGAUACUGGCGUGUGUAUUAGUGAAGCCGACAAUUCAGUUUAUUUAUGUCUACAAAGAGCAGCUGGGUGAGGCAGUAACAGGGCUGCCGGCCUGAAGUUCGAGUUGCCACUUUGCGUUCAGUGAUAGUUUUUUUUUCUCUCCUCUACACUGAGAGAACUCGGGGCACUGUACUGACGCAGGCAGAGGGGAGCAUUCCACGUUUCUUCCCCGGGAACUCAACGUUCCUUUAGGGCACUUAUCUCUGGCAUGUCGGUGCCCCUCCCCAGGGCGAAGCCGAAAGCCACCUACAAAGCCAGACGAAAGCGGGAGUUCCCGUCUCCACCCUCACCGCAGGAAUUUUCAAAUUCGUCUUCCGACAACUGGACGGCCAGGGAGUCGUAAAACCAAUGUGUGGCGCGUAAUCAUCCUCUGAACUUCCUGGAAAAAAAAAAGAGCGACUUUUAAAACAAGCGGGAAACGGGGGACAAGGGGCUGACACUAUAUCCAAGGCCGUCUCCGUACCCCUUUAGCGAGCCUGAAGGCUUACAACAGAUCGCCUUUACGCGAACCCUCGUUUAAAGCCCUCCCCUCUGCUAAUCCCGCGGGGUGGGUGCGGUUACCAGUCUCCUGACUGGUGACCCCGAAAGUUGCGGGGCUCGGUAGUCCUCCCUCCCCAGGCUACUCGGUCCUAGCUGGAUUCUCCGCACCCCCAUAGCAGGGACGUAAAGACAGUGCAGGCGACGCAGCCCAGAGGUCGGCAGCAUCUCGCCAAGCCGUGGCACCAACCUCGGCGACAACUCCCCGCUCCUCCCCGAUCCGGGUGCUCGCCCAUAGCCGUGCCUCCCGCCACCCCAAACGGUUCCGGGCCCCCGAGCGCCCGCGCGCCCCCGGGGUCGGCGCAGACUCCGUGGCAGAGGUCUUUGUGCGGAAGAGCGGACGGCGCAACUCCCGCGCCCGGUGCACGCUCCAGCCAAUGAGCCAAUGGGAAGCGCGGGCCCGCCCCCUCCGCGGGCCUUUUAAAAGGUGCGGAGGCUGGCGGGCCGCCUGUGCUCCGGGUUCUAGUCGUUCCGCCACCUUCUCCGUCGCCUCGGCCGCCGCCCUCGCUCGCCAUGCUCUCCGCCCGCGUCCCGCUCGCCACCAUCACCGACCAGCAGCAGCUGAAGGUGUCACCGCUGAAGCGACUCCACCUGUCCGAGAAGGAGAACACGCCCCCGAGUCUCAGCGGGACCCGCAUCCUGGCGAGCAAGGCUGCGAGGAGAAUCUUGCUGGACCCGGCCGAAUCGGAAAGUAAAGAAUCUACUAAGCCCAGCGUUGAGGAUGAGCCCUUACUGAGAGAAAAUCCCCGCCGCUUCGUGGUCUUUCCCAUCGAAUACCAUGAUAUCUGGCAGAUGUACAAGAAAGCCGAGGCCUCCUUCUGGACGGCUGAGGAGGUCGACCUCUCCAAGGAUAUUCAACACUGGGAAGCGCUGAAACCCGACGAGAGACAUUUUAUAUCUCACGUCCUGGCUUUCUUUGCGGCGAGUGAUGGCAUUGUCAAUGAAAACCUGGUGGAGCGCUUUAGCCAAGAAGUUCAGGUUACAGAGGCCCGCUGUUUCUAUGGCUUCCAAAUUGCCAUGGAAAACAUACAUUCUGAAAUGUACAGUCUCCUCAUCGACACUUACAUUAAAGAUUCCAAAGAGAGGGAAUAUCUCUUCAAUGCUAUUGAGACAAUGCCUUGUGUGAAAAAGAAGGCCGACUGGGCCCUGCGUUGGAUUGGGGACAAAGAAGCUACCUACGGAGAACGAGUUGUGGCCUUUGCUGCUGUGGAAGGGAUCUUCUUCUCUGGCUCUUUUGCGUCAAUAUUCUGGCUCAAGAAACGGAGACUGAUGCCUGGCCUUACAUUUUCCAAUGAGCUUAUUAGCAGAGAUGAGGGUUUACACUGUGACUUUGCCUGCCUGAUGUUCAGGCACCUGGUACACAAGCCAUCGGAGCAAAGAGUACAAGAAAUCAUUAUCAAUGCAGUGAGGAUAGAGCAGGAGUUUCUCACGGAGGCCCUGCCUGUGAAGCUCAUCGGGAUGAACUGCACCCUGAUGAAGCAAUACAUUGAAUUCGUGGCGGACAGGCUUAUGCUGGAGCUAGGGUUCAGCAAGAUUUUCAAAGUAGAAAAUCCGUUUGACUUCAUGGAAAAUAUUUCACUAGAAGGAAAGACAAACUUCUUUGAGAAGCGAGUGGGCGAGUAUCAGAGGAUGGGGGUGAUGUCAAAUUCAGCAGAGAAUUCUUUCACCUUGGAUGCUGACUUCUGAGUAAACUGCCUGCUCUUUGCUGAUUAUUGUUCUCCCCUUGUCAUAAAAAAAGUCAGCAAAAGCAAUCAAUGGGCUACACCAUGAAUUUGUUAACCGGUAUCUAAGAACUGGGUAGCUACCUCAGUUGGUCCCUUUUUGCUAGUUGUGUUACUAGAGGAAGGAUGUUAAAGGUACUCGGAUUCUUAGGGGAGAUUCUGCCCUUGGCUUCUGGGAGUAGUGUGUGAUAGCCUUUGGCCCCAAGCACCAACAGACCCAGGCUCUAUGAGAGGCGACCCUCCAGCAAGCAGGAUUCAGCAUGUUGCCAUAAGACUGUUUAAAAGAUGUGAGCCUCAUUCACUGCUUCCCGUGGACUCUAGCGUUUACUUGAGUUUGUAAAUAAAACUAGCACUUUGCACACAAACAUAGUACUGUCAAGGGGAAAAGCCUGCUUUAUUAUUUGGUUUCUACACCAAGCACUAAGUAGUGUUUUGUAAGAAGAGCGUUGCCAAGCUUAGUUCUUCAGUGAAUAAUUGAGAUGCUUCAUCAUUGUUGAAGUCAGUCCUGUGCAAUCUAGGCAUUAGCCUGCUGGUGCUAAUCGUGUACAGGGUGUGUGUGUGAGACCCCAUACAUCAGAGCAUCUCUGCUUCACACAACCUCCAACUUUAGUCACGAGAGACUUUGGCAUGAUUUGGAACACUUGCUGGCUGGCCCAGGCCCAGUCGUCAUUUUUGUGAAAA